Molecule: messenger RNA, 2213 nt
Organism: Gossypium raimondii (Peruvian cotton)
Lineage: Eukaryota; Viridiplantae; Streptophyta; Magnoliopsida; Malvales; Malvaceae
Product: ubiquitin C-terminal hydrolase 22
Exons: 3
Coding region: 349-1920 (523 amino acids)
Biological process (GO): protein deubiquitination
Molecular function (GO): zinc ion binding; cysteine-type deubiquitinase activity
Source: RefSeq, a predicted model, not a curated record
CCUGACCAAUGAAAACAAGAAAACUGUUCUAUGGCCAUCAGUCGGUCAUAAGGCUCAUUACCCCAUCAUCCUCUCCAAGCAUUUUCUGCAAUCUUCUACAUCCCCUGUUUCAACUCUCAAUUUCACCGAAUCAACUCAGUAACCCCAUUGGUUUUUCUGCACCAAACUUGCCAGUUCUUUUUAUCAUUUAACUUCCAUUGAAUUUCCCAAAAAUUAUCUGAUUUUUCGUUUGCUUAUCCUUUUAUCAUACAUUGUUAUUACCAGUUUAACAGAAUUUACCGCUUUAUUCUGGUAGUAUAUCAGCUUCAUAAUCUCAAUUCGAAGCUUUUUUUUUUCACCAAUAUCAACAUGUGCUUAAGGAGCUCUUCGUACACAAGCCCCAAACCCUGCAAACACCUAGCAGAUUACAAGCUCAGGCAUGCUUUCAAUGGCUAUGAUUCCCUCCAAAAUUGCCUCAAAACCACCCCAAUUGGAAGAACUAGAGUUGAUAAUCACAAUACUAAAAUACCCAGAUGCAAUUUCUGUAAUGGGUAUCAAGGCAGGCUUUAUAUUUGUUUGAUGUGCUCAUCGAUAUCAUGUUCGACCCACAUUCUUUUGCAUACCCAAUCCAAGUCCGGCCAUGACGUAGCGAUCGACAUCGAAAGAUCGGAGCUUUAUUGCUGUUUGUGUUGUGAUCAGGUAUACGAUCCUGAUUUCGACAAGGUUGUCGUGUCUGAACAAAUCAAGGGCUUGUGUCCUGGGAGAUCGAACAAGAGGAGGAGAUUAGAUUCAGGGAUGGAAUUGGAUUUGAAGAAGUCGAAACGGUUGAUUGCAAUGAGAGAUGGGAGAGCUAAAUCGUGUUAUCCAUUGGGAUUAAGGGGAUUAAACAAUUUGGGUAAUACUUGUUUUAUGAACUCAGUGUUGCAGGCUUUGCUUCAUGCUCCUCCUUUGAGGAAUUAUUUCUUGAGUGAUCACCAUAACCGUGAUGAAUGCAAGAGAAGAUAUGGUGAAAAGCUGUGCUUGCUUUGUGAAAUUGGUGCUCUUGUUUCAGCUAUGUUCUCGGGUGAUCGAUCCCCUUACAGUCCAGCUCAGUUUCUUUACAGUUGGUGGCAGCAUUCAUCGAAUUUAGCUAGUUAUGAGGAGCAGGAUGCUCAUGAGUUCUUCAUUUCAGUUUUAGAUGGGAUCCAUGAGAAAGAGAGCAAAGUAAGGAACUCUAGCAAAGAUGAUGGAGAUUGCCAAUGCAUUGCUCAUAGGGCAUUCUCGGGGUCGUUGAGAUCUGAUGUCACUUGUACGAUUUGUGGAUUUACUUCCACAACUUACGAUCCUUGUGUUGAUAUUUCACUCAACUUGGACACGGUUAACUUGUCUGCAGCUGAGAAGACGGGUUUGUCUACUCUAUCAGGUUGUCUGAACUUGUUUACGAGAGCAGAGAGGUUAGGUUCUGACUCGAAACUCCAUUGUCAGAAUUGUCAAGAACUACGGGACACAUCGAAGCAACUGUCCAUUAGUAGACUCCCAUUGGUGCUUUGUUUACACAUAAAGAGAUUUGAACACUCUUUAAUCCGAAAAACAUCAAGGAAAAUCGAUCAAUAUUUGCAGUUCCCUUUCGCAUUGGACAUGACCCCAUAUUUGUCAUCCUCGAUUGUUAGAAGCAGGUUCGGGAAUAGAAUAUUUGCUUUCGAAUGUGAAAACUCCGAUAGUUCAGCUGAAUACGAGAUAUUUGCUGUGAUUGCUCAUUCGGGAAUGCUGGAAUCGGGGCAUUAUGUGACGUAUCUGCACGUAAACAACCAGUGGUAUAAAUGCGAUGAUGCUUGGAUAUGUGAGGUUGAUGAGGGGAUAGUGAGAGCUUCACAGUGUUAUAUGUUGUUCUAUGUUCAGAAACUGCUUUACUACAAAGCAAAUAAGGAUUUAAGUUGCAAUGCGAGUGUGGAGUCCAGAUGAAAGUUGGAUAAUGCUGGGUAAUUUAGAAUAUUCGGACGAAGGUGAACCGAAGAGCCAGUGAGAAUCGAGCAAACAUUAUUCUUUGUUGGGAGUAUUCCCUUAGAUUCGAGCUCGAGAAAAUUCCGAAGUUUAAGCCACUGGACUUGUCCAAGUGAAAUCAAUUCUUUUUCAUGUUGGGAUUCCCAAAAGCUCUGAAUUAUUUUGUUUAGAUUUGACUGCUGUUUAUUUCUGAAGAUGAAUAAAAAGCUGAAAAUAUUCAUCAAUAAUUCCUCAAUGUAUGUCCAUUUUGUGAA